UGGUCCUCCUCUAUUAUGUGGUUCUUGAAGAUACAAAUCAUACAAAUUCUACUUCAUUUCACCAAAGAUUUUCAUUCCAACUUGCUCUAUACCCCACACACAUUAUACACAUACCCUCCAAUUCUUCUUAUAAAAAGGAGCAAACUCUACCUCCUCAUUUCAAAAAUCAUCUCUUCCUUAAGUCUUAUUGUUUAGACAAAUUCUUCCACAUUUUGAAUACUCUUUUGCUUACCAAGUUUUCUUAACUUCCACGACCUUCGAAACCUUAAGAGUCCGUUUGGUGACCAUAAUAACAUUGUUUCGAUUUUUUUAGGCUUUGCUUGCAAGAAAUGGCAUCAAUGUCAGCAUCUGGUUCAUGGAGUGCUAAGGACAACAAAGCAUUUGAAAGGGCAUUAGCUGUUUUUGAUAAGGACACACCUGAUCGUUGGUCCAAUGUUGCUCAAGCUAUUGGUGGAGGGAAGACUCCUGAAGAUGUUAAGAGACACUAUGAACUUCUUCUUAGGGAUAUUAGGCACAUUGAAUCAGGUCAAGUUCCAUUCCCAAAUUACAAGAAUGUUGGAAGCUUUGAUGAAGAAAAAAGGAUGAGAAACCUGAAGCUCCAGUGACAAAAUGGUGUUAACAAUAAAGAAUUUCUAAUUCUCAAUGUCAAGCAAGUUUUUUUUUUUUUUUUUUUUUUGUAAUUUAUGAAAUCAUUGGAUUAGGUAACUAUGAUGUUACAUAACAUAUGUAGUGCCAGUGAUGUAGCAUUUUGAAAGUAUUUGUCAUAAGAAUCAUAUAUCCCAUGAUUCCAUGUCCCACUUUUUUGUCGUUGGAAUAUCAACGGGUCUGUUUUUUGUUCCACCCAUAAUAAAAUUUAGUAGUAUAAUUUUAUGUUCUAUA
This is a messenger RNA of Trifolium pratense (red clover), 879 nucleotides long. Its product is annotated as transcription factor RADIALIS-like. Bases 330 to 605 code for a protein of 91 amino acids. The record is from RefSeq and is a predicted model, not a curated record. The transcript is spliced from 2 exons. Lineage: Eukaryota; Viridiplantae; Streptophyta; Magnoliopsida; Fabales; Fabaceae. Gene Ontology annotation, molecular function: DNA-binding transcription factor activity.